AUGUACAUGACACCUAUUAAAACAAGCGGGCGAAAUUUAGCUGGAUUAUGGCGCCCUUCUUUUGUGAAAGUAGAACAACGUCUGUAUGUAUUUGGCGGUGGAGGCAAUGUGACGGACGAUCUCCAUUAUCUUGACUUGAAAAACAUGCAUUGGGAAUUAAUUCAGAAUACAACUGGUACACCGCCCUGUAAACGAUACGGACAUACGGCAACACGGUGGAGAGAUUCUAUUAUCAUUUUUGGUGGCUGUAAUGAAUACCAAGAGUAUUGCGGAGAUGUUUUUAUUUUUAACUUGAAAACGUCUUCUUGGUAUCAACCAAACAUUACAGGCACCAUUUCUUCUCGUUAUUUGCACAGUGCUGCUGUUUUUGAAGACAAGCUAUUGAUCUAUGGUGGAUUUGCAAAGAGUUCAGAUUGCACUUAUGUACUGGACGAACUUUGUGUACUUGAUCUAAAUACCAUGACUUGGACAAGGUUUCACGAUAUGCCACCUAGGUACAACCAUUCAGCCACACUCAUAGGCAACAAAAUGUAUAUUUACGCAGGCAAAGACGAACAAGGCAACACAGUCUCUGAUCUAUUUAUGGUCAAUCUUUCCAAGUUACCUUAUACUCCCCAUUUAGUACUUGGUGGCACACAGGAGCAGCAACUUCAGACCCGCAUGGUACUAGUGAAAAGCCAGCACUUUUGUGAUACUGCUUGUGGAAAAUUACUUGUGUUUGGGAGAUACCUGAGUCAGCAUCAUCCCCAUUAUCUAAAACAACAACAGCAACAACAGCAACAACAGCAACAGCAACAACAACAGCAACAACAAAUUCUACUUCAAGAAACCACUUAUAGCUUAUGGAUGUUGGAUCUUGAUACGCUUGAAUGGGAAAAACAAGAAUGUGAUGGUCAUUUUGAAGUAGGUGGUUGGAAUUACUUUACUAUUAUCCAUGAAAAACAUGGUCUCUCUGAAGAAUCGCAAAUCAACAUCAAUAACCUCUUGUUUCUUGGCAACACGGAUCCAUACAGACCUCAAGGCUAUGAUCAUUUUAGGGACGCUUUAGUGAUUCAUGGAGAAUCUCUGGGAUUGUAUGACAUUGCUGAACCAAGAUCGUCUAGUGAAUUUAUCCAACUCCUAAACAGCCCUGAACUAUCUGAUUUUUCCAUCAUUGCAGCGAACGGAGAAGAAAUCUUUGUACACCAAGUUAUCUUGCUAACUCGCUGGCCUCACUUUAAACAUAUCCAUAAAUCUGGCAUGUCAGAAGCAAUCGAGAGAAAGAUGAAGAUUCCUGAACCCGUGGAGGUCAUUAUGGCCUUUCUCAAAUUCUUAUACAGUGAUCGAUUAGAUGAAUCAGAACCUUGGCAAGUCAUAUGUGAUUUGAUGGUGAUGGCCAACAUGUACUUGUUACACCGACUGAAGAAAUUAUGCUGCGAGAGGCUGUUUAGGCAUUAUUUGUCAACUGAAAGUUGCGGGGUAAUCUUUGAAAAGGCUAUUUUAGCUGAAGAAAUUGGACUUAAAUUGCUAGCUCUUGGCUUUAUGUUUAGAAACUAUGGUUUCAUUCUUAAAUCGAAUUUGCUCUUAGAAUUGCCGCCUUCGAUUCGCCAAGAAUUCUUGGAUGCUGUACCUAAAGAAGCCGUGUUGGAAGUCGGUAGAUCAAGACAUGAUUCACGGCACCAUAUGCACACAAGCGCAAGUUCGAGUAGCAUCAGCACACAUCACAGUAAUAGUUUAAUUUAUCUGAACAACUCGACUACUCAGCCCACUAAUACAACAACAACAACAGUUGAUUAUUACAUUGCAACCACAAUACCAAAUGAAUUUCAACGCAGUGCUACUAUGAAUGAAUUAAUACCCAUACAAACCGCUAACAAUACUACAAGCAGCAGCAAUGAUAUGACUGUAGAAGUAUAA
Gilbertella persicaria is the source of this 1896-nucleotide messenger RNA. RefSeq lists its product as uncharacterized. NCBI's taxonomy places the organism in Eukaryota, Fungi, Mucoromycota, Mucoromycetes, Mucorales, Choanephoraceae. Bases 1 to 1896 code for a protein of 631 amino acids. The transcript has 4 exons. Gene Ontology annotation, molecular function: protein binding. The record is from RefSeq and is a predicted model, not a curated record.